UUUCCAUGUCCCAAAAUUGAGAAAAGUGGACUUAUGGUUCAGUGCCGCUGGAUUUGUUUGCUCAAGGAUAUUUGAUGACCUUACCAGAAAUGUUGCUCAACUUGAUGCAUUAUCUCUUUCCAUGAGAACUAAUGUAAUACCACCAAUUGUAAGAGACGUAAGCAGGUCACUUCUUAGGAAGUUGGAACUAAAAGUUGCUAUUCCAUUGAAUUUUGAUGUUUUAACUAUCUUUAACAUGUUAGAUGUUUGCCCUUCACUUGAGAUAUUGCAUCUAAAGUUGAGUCCUUGGCUAUACAACACAGAGAGACAACAACGAAGAUCUUAUGGGUAUUGCUCUCACGCUGCGUUGAAAGAAGUCAAAAUUGAAGGAAUUAAUAUUCAUUUGAUGACGUUUGUACCGUCCUUGCUCCAGACAGCUGUGGCUCUCCGCCAGAUGAUCAUCAUAACAGGCACUUCAAAAACCAAAAGCAUGUUGACAAACUACCUGCAGGAACAUAUUAAUAAUAGUGUAGAAUUGAUCAUCGAAUGUAGUGAUUUCUAAUCUUAUACUCGGUCUCAUAUUUACAUUUUAACCUAUAUACUAAUA
Amaranthus tricolor (Joseph's coat) is the source of this 586-nucleotide messenger RNA. RefSeq lists its product as uncharacterized. The coding region runs from base 122 to 541 and encodes 139 amino acids. The record is from RefSeq and is a predicted model, not a curated record. The transcript has 3 exons. NCBI's taxonomy places the organism in Eukaryota, Viridiplantae, Streptophyta, Magnoliopsida, Caryophyllales, Amaranthaceae.